Molecule: messenger RNA, 1512 nt
Organism: Pochonia chlamydosporia 170
Lineage: Eukaryota; Fungi; Ascomycota; Sordariomycetes; Hypocreales; Clavicipitaceae
Product: sugar transporter
Exons: 6
Coding region: 1-1512 (503 amino acids)
Biological process (GO): carbohydrate transport; transmembrane transport
Cellular component (GO): membrane
Molecular function (GO): carbohydrate:proton symporter activity
Source: RefSeq, a predicted model, not a curated record
AUGACGAAUAAAGGUCCUCACGUAAACCUAGGAGCGGAUCGCCUUCGGGAGUUUAACAGUACUCUUGUGUUUGUGAUGCUAUACAUGUGCAGUUGUGCAUUCAAUUUUGGCUACGAUGUCGGCAAUUUCGGCGCUGUCCAAGGAAUGGGCAGCUUUGGCAGGCGUUUCGGUGAAUGCAACUCCAACGGAGCGUGUAAGCUGCCUGCCUGGCUGUCCUCUCUCAUGACGUCUCUUCCGUUUCUUGGAAAAGCACUCGGUGCUAUUGCAUGUGGACCAAUUGCUGAGAGAUUCGGGCGGAAGAUGUGCAUUAUUGUCAUAGCUGCUCUGUCCUUCAUUGGCGUAUUGCUCCAGACGACAGCUACGACAAGUGCACAAUUCACGAUAGGAAGAUUCAUCAGUUUCGGAAUGACGGGUAUGACUAUUGUUGUCGUGCCGAUCUACCAGGCUGAGACGGCGCCAAAGAUGCUCCGUGGCAUGAUGGCAUCCACGCUUCAACUGAUGAUUGUUGGAGGACAAUUAGUUGCUUCUCUUGUGACGUAUGGCACGCAGAGUCUCACAAGUGAUAAGGCGUGGCAAAUACCUGUUGGUCUGCAAUUUGUUGCGCCAGCCUUUAUUGUAGCCUUUUUGCCAUUCGUUCCUGAGUCUCCUCGAUGGCUUUUAUCCCGCGGACGAGUUUUCGAAGCUAAAGAAUCGUUGCAGAAACUGAGAAAGAACCAUUCCGAAACGGAAAUUAAUGAGGAAAUGGAGAUACUGCAGACCGCACAUUCUCUUGAAGAAAAGGGUUCAUGGGCAGAGGUAUUCGACAAGAGUAAUAGGCGGAGAACCUUUGUUGCUAUUGUGGCUAUGUUUGGGCAGCAAAUCACUGGCCAAGCGUUUUCGAGUCAAUACUCGGUCAUUUUCUACCAAAGCCAAGGGUUCAAGAGCCAGGCGUUCUUGUUCAAUAUACUGAGCAAUAUUUCCGGGCUGGUCUGUCUGGUGGCUACUUGGUACAUAAUUGAUCAGGUUGGCCGUCGACCGAUGUUAAUGACAGGAGGGUCAGGUAUGGCCGUGUCUCUGUUUAUAGUUGGUGGACUGGGCUCGAUAAAGUCGCCGGUCGAUGCUCAAAAGAAUACCAUGGUGGCGUUCUUUAUUCUGUUUACCAGCGCGUACAACUUGUCCUGGGCUCCAGUGUCCUAUGUUGUCGUAUCUGAAGCGGCUUCCAGUCGUGUCAAGGAAAAGACAAACUUGCUCGCUAGCGUCAUUUCCAUUAUCACGACGUUUGUCACUUCCUUUACGAUUCCGUAUUUGCUGAACAAGCCGUACGCGGCGUUGGGUGCGAAAGUAGGCUUCAUAUAUGGCUCGAUUAAUGUGCUGAUGGUGGUUGUUGCGUUUUUCUGCGUUCCUGAGAUGAAGGGUCGGAGUUUGGAGGAGAUUGAUCUGCUUUUCGAGUCUGGAAUUCCUCUUCGCAGGUUUAAGAGUCGUCGCGACUUGGCAUUCGAGGAGAAUGUUGUUAUUGAUGGCCAAAAGGUUUAG